Cotesia glomerata is the source of this 1208-nucleotide messenger RNA. Its product is annotated as BRISC and BRCA1-A complex member 1-like. Gene Ontology annotation, cellular component: BRISC complex; BRCA1-A complex; nuclear body. Gene Ontology annotation, biological process: protein K63-linked deubiquitination; double-strand break repair; mitotic G2 DNA damage checkpoint signaling. Bases 210 to 1130 code for a protein of 306 amino acids. The transcript has a single exon. The record is from RefSeq and is a predicted model, not a curated record. Lineage: Eukaryota; Metazoa; Arthropoda; Insecta; Hymenoptera; Braconidae.
AUCAGUAGAAUUAUGGAGGGUAUAGGUCCUCUACUUUCCGUAAGCAGAAUGUAAGCGGCCUCUGGAACCUUUUCAUAACCUUUAAAUUCAAAUCUCGCCUCAGUGAGAGCAGGUGGAAGUGAAAACAAAAGCAAGCAGUCAACAGUGUAAAUAAUAAAGAAAUUCCCAGUUUCAUAAUCACAUCAAUCAAUAAACAAUUGAAUAAUAUAAUGUCAGUUAAGAAUGAAUUUGGUGACGAAGUGACGGUUAUCGCCCAGAAGUUAGAAUCAUUUUCAACAAACUCUAACGACAGUCCCCUAGAAAAUCGCUCGAGAAGCACCAUGUCGAUGAGUCCAAUGAGUCCAAUGGAUCAUCAUUCAGAAGAGAAGCUCAAAGCAGACGUAUCGAACGAGAAAAAAAAGUACCUGCUAGAGACGAAAAUGCUGAUUAUCAACGUGCCAGAGAAAAUUCUUUUCAUCAUCGAUGCCACCCAGGAGAGCAAGAUAACACCCUUUGAGUUAGAGUCGGGCAAAAAAUUGUUGCCCUUGCCGUUGAUAAGGAAAGCCGUCGAGAUGUUUGUCCACACAAAGUCGACGAUAAGUCGCAGCCACGAGUACGCGGUGAUGUCCUUGAACGGUGACGUCCCGAAGUGGAUCUGUAGCUUCACGAACAACAUCAAGCAGGUGAUAAACAGCCUGGGGAGUGUCAUGCAGACUCAAACUUUGGACGAGGACCAGAAUAUCUGCGACUUGUCGGCCUGCUUCAAGAUGGUCAUGGACAACCUCGAGCUUGAAGAGUACCUGACCAUCCCCAAGUUUGUCAACCGCGUGAUCCUCAUCUACGGCAGGUCCCAAACUGUCACCAGCAUAUCGGACAGUACUUACUUUGACUUGCUGGUUCGCCAUCCUUACGUUUUUCUGGACGCGCUUUACGUUCACGAGUCCCCCACUGAAGACAAUGAGUCCGAGAAAGUUUACGGUGAACUUCAGAGGCUGGAUACCAAGAAUAACUCUUUCAUCCUGGAAGUUGGACGCAAAGCCGCUGAAUUGUUUAGUUCUAUGGCUAUGUUAGUUGCUCACUCGCUUCAGAGACCUAACCAAAAUGCAACUAAUUAUACGAUUACUCUAUCAGAUAAUUCUACUGAUGUUUAGGCUAAUUUAUGAUUUAUCAUGUUGAAAAUAGAAGACCUGGUGAUUUUUUUUUUUUUUUUUUUUUUUUGUAAAUAAGUU